This is a messenger RNA of Macrobrachium nipponense, 4533 nucleotides long. RefSeq names its product trichohyalin-like. Lineage: Eukaryota; Metazoa; Arthropoda; Malacostraca; Decapoda; Palaemonidae. The transcript has a single exon. The record is from RefSeq and is a predicted model, not a curated record. The coding region runs from base 1213 to 3600 and encodes 795 amino acids.
UCAGCAGCGUUUAUAUUGUCUAGAAGUUUCUCUAUUCUUCUUAUUACAGACUUUUCUACUGUACUCAAAUUGGCUAUUAAAACGCCAAAUGGGGGAUUCUUGUCAAAAAUAUGGUAUUUGCCAAAUUGAAUAUAUCAUACAAAAUGCAGUACAAAUUGGAUCUUAAGGCUAAUUGACCAAAGGUACUAAAUGACCCAAUGUGUCAGUUAGGCUUAAGAUCCAAUUUGUACCGCAUUUGUUAUAAUAUAUUCAAUUUGACAAAUAACGUUUUUGACAUGAAUCCCCCCAUUUGGCCUUUGAAUAGACAACUUGAGUACAGAAGAAAAGUCAGUAAUAAGAAUAAAGAAACUUCUAUAGAAAGUAAACGCGACUGAAAUAGACAUUGUUUUCAAUAAAACCUGUAUUAAUGAAGGUCUUCUUUCAGCAAAUAAUAAUAAUAAUAAUAAUAAUAAUAAUAAUAAUAAUAAUAAUAAUAAUAAUAAUAAUAAUAAUAAUAAUAAUAAUCACUACAGUAUCACUACUAAUAAUAAUAAAAUUACGAAUUAAAACACUGAUGAAAGCCAAACGUGAGGUUUUAAUAAUAAUAAUAAUAAUAAUAAUAAUAAUAAUAAUAAUAAUAAUAAUAAUAAUAAUAAUAAUAAUAAUAAUAAUAAUAAAUGGAAAAGACGAGUAUCUAGAAAUCCUUUCACGAAAGACAAAACAGAACCAACAAAGCGAAAUAUGGCAUCAAUAAACUUUAGAAAUAUAAAAAAAAAAAAUAGUCUGGCGUAAGUACAUAAGAGAAGAGUAUUAGACGGGGGAAAAUUAGUCUCCCGAUCCCAGCUGAAGUGAGAGGAUGUUGGGGGUUUCGAUUUCUGAGGAUUCCUUGGGAUUCCUUGGACGAGGCUCCGAUUCUUCACAAGGAGCCUCAGCGGCGGCGUUUCCAGGAACACUCGGAGGCUGUCUUUAAAACUCGCUAAAGAAGAAGAAGAAGAAGAGGAAGAGGGAAGACGCAGAGAAGCAAUAAGAUGAAGAAGUAUUCUCUGGAGACGAGCCAAGAACGAUGAGGACCUUGAAGGAAUCCCGGGGGCGUCGCUGGAGUCUUCCUCGGGAACGGAUUCUUCUUCGCUUCCAGAAGCGCGAUCCUUCGCCUCCUCCGGAUACGAAUUGAGACGUGGCAGAAUUCAAAACCAGCCUCGGAGAAACCUACAGCAUCAGGUUAACAUUAGCAGAAUGUUUCCCAUCGUACAAGUAAUAUCUUUGUAUGUGCUCAUCUUCGUCGCAAUUGAACUAUACUGCUUACCCUGCGGUCACGCAAUGAACGGACGCUUUCUGGGAGACCUUCCUCAUGUCGGCAUCGUCGAGUCUUGGACCCCAGAGGUCGUGGAAACACGACCACCCAACGGCAUCGGCAUUGAGACGUCGGUCCCCGCCAGCGCCAUCCCCUGGAUGGCCUUGAUGGCGGUGGUUGUCCCGGCGUUGCUGGCUGUUGUUGUUGCUUGCUGGAGGCGGAAACUCAUUGGAACCGAUGCCCUUGAUCGUGAGGAGGACGACCUGGAAGUGCCAACCCUGGAACCAGUUCUUCUGACCGAAGAUCUGGAAAGCUCUGAGGAGGAGGAGGAGGAGGAGGAGGUAGAAAUUGACAAUCCUGAUGACGAAGAGGAGGAAUUCAACAACCCUGAUGAUGAUGACGAGGAGGACGAUGACGAAUUCAACAACCCUGAAGAUGACGAGGAGGAGGAGGAUUAUGAAGACGAACAACAACUUGACAACUUUGAGAAUGAUCUUGACAACUCUGAGGAUGAUGAUGAUGAGGAGAAGGAGGAGGAGGAAGAAGAAGAAAAGGAAAUUUUGGAAACUGAGGAGCUCGAACCCACCGAGGAAGAGGCGAAGGAGGAGGAGGAGGAGGAGGAAAAAUGCGAACCGAAAGACACCACCGAAGAAGACCAACUGGAAGACGAAAGAAAGAGGUUAGCCGAGGACCUGGAAGCCAGUGAAGUUCACGCAGGAAAACUGGAAAGUCUGCUGAACGAGGCUAAUAACGAGAUUGCACGACUUCGAAACCAAAUACUGGACAAGGAGAUUCUCAUAGGAAAGAAAGCAGCUGCAGAAACAGAACUGAAAGGAGAAGUGGACAAAUUGAACAAUGAAAAGGAACAGCUGCAAUCUGAAAACCAAAAGCUGGAAGAAUAUGCUGAGUUGGCUACAGGCCGAGCUGACAUCAUGGACAGCUUACACCAAGAACUGCUGGAUACCGUAACGUCUCUGGAGACUCAGCUGGAGAAGACAGAUCACUUGCUGAAGAAGAGAAAAGACGAGGAAAGUGAACUACGAAGCUUCUUCCAGCAAAUUAUGGAUGACAAAGAAACAGAACUGGAGAGCGCUUUGCACAAGGCAAAUGAGCUCGAGGAGAGAAAUUGUGAGCUCGAGCGAAAUCUCGCAAACGAGAUGCAAAGAAACGUCAGCCUUCAGAAUGAGGCCCUGAUGCUAAAAGACCGAGCUCAGUCUUUAGAGUCAGCGCUGCUCCAUAAGGAAUCUCGACUGGACUCUGCAACAGAAGCUCUCAACAAUGAGAGAGCGAAAAAUGACAUCACCUGUGCAGAACUUCAAGUACUGAGGAACUGGGUCACAGAAUUAGGAGGUGAAAAUGCUGUGAUUAAGGAAGAUUUGAAGGAUAAAUGUCUGGAUAUUACUUUACUCAGGAAAGACUUAGGAGACGAACAAGAGAAGACCCAGAUUUUAAAGGAAGAAGUCCAGCUACUGAAGAAAUGGGUCUCGGAAUUAGGAGGCCAAAAUACCAAUCUUAAAGAAGACUUAGAAGAAGCCCUCCUGGAAGUGACCACACUCAAGAACUCGCUGUCAAAUGAGAAAAGGGAUGCUCUCCAUUGCAGAAAGGAGAUGGAGAUCUUACUGGAAGAGGAAAAGACAAGAAAAGAAAAACUAGAAGUUGCCCUCCAUCACGCAAAGGAGCUGGAGACAGAAAGGAGUGAAAUGAGACUGCUUUUCCAGGAGAGGCUAAAAGAAAAAGACAAUGAGAGAAAGAAGCUACAGGAACGGACGGAACAGCUGCAGCAGAACUUGGAGAGUGCCAAGCAUGAACAGCAUAACUUGGAGCGCUCUUUAAAACAUGCAGAAAGAGAGCUCUCGUCUUUGAAGAGGGCAGAAAGCAUAAACCUCCAUGAACUGGAACAACUUGGGAAAGAAUGUGAAAGUUUGAGGGAAAAGUGUAGGAUACAGGAGGAGAAUAUAAUUAAAGAACGACAACGUGUCAGGGACCACCUAAGGACACAGCAAGAAGAACUGAGGAAUCAGGAUAAGUACAUGCUAAUGGCACUCCUCCAUGGGACUGCUCAAAGGAACUUCCAUCUGGAACACAUUGAACUGGAACGAAGAAACAACAGCGAAGACAUGGAUCCACAAAACUGUGCUGAAACAAGAGAUGGAAGUAAAGACCAUGUCAAGGAUGAGGACCUACAUGACCAAGUGAGGAGAGUAGAAGAGGAACAGUACGUAAAGUACUCUAAUGCCCAACAAGAAAAGAAGGACUAUGGAAAACAGUGGGAAGCCCUAACGCAGAUGGUGGAGGAUCUUAUUCAGGGAGAUGAACAAAAAAAUUGCUAAGGAAGCAAUAAAAUGAACUUGUGGGUCCAAAACCAAAAGGCCUAAUCCGAAGCAGCAGUUUAGGAAGAACAGACAGCACAGGUGAUCACGAUGCCAGCCAGCAGCAGCUGAUGUAGGAAUUUUGACUGGCUGUGCAACAGGGAGGCUGCAGGCCUCAAGACAUUCCAAAUGGCUGUGUGGAUGAGCCACAGGAUGACUUGAUGAUAGCGUCGUCGAUGCACCUCUGGCGGCAUGGGAGGGACUCCAAGAUCCUUCAUAGGUUCCUCUGAAGGUGUUCCCCCACAUCUUCCGAGGUUCCUCUGAAGGUGUUCCCCCACAUCUUCCGAAGUUCCUCUGUAGGUGUUCCCCCACAUCUUCUGUGGUUCCUCUGAAGGUGUUCCCCCACAUCUUCCGAGGUUCCUCUGAAGGUAAUCCCCCACACCUCUCGAGGUUCUUCUGAAGGCGUGUCAGGGGUUUCUCCCUAGCUGCCUUUGGUGUGCGUUCGACAAUGCAGUCGUCAGGCCAGUCUGUGACCCAUUCAUUUGGCUUUUGGAGUUGUCUGGAUAUUGUUGGUCAAGCUUCUCUCCUUAUAGAAAUCAGUAGCAGUCAUAACCACUUGGAUAUCUGCCCACCUUUUGGAUGGUGGCCCGUGUCCUCAAGGAAUUCAGUAGCAGUCAGGUCCACUUCUAAUCAGAAACAGUCAAGUCCAGUCCAAUUCAGUUGCAUUCAGGUCCAAUCAAGGAUUGGGUAUACCAGUUCAAGAAAAAGGCUACUUAGCCUCUGUCAUCGAAACUAGAUUUCUGCCCACCUUUUGGAUGGUGGCCUCUUUCCUUAAGGAAAUCAGUUGUAGUCAGGUCCACUUCAGGGUUGGGUAUACCAGCUCGAGACAAAGGCUACAUAGCCUCUGUCAUUGAAACUGGAUUUCUGCCCACCCUUUUUGUUGGUGACCUCUUU